UUCAAGUCAGUGCAGUUGGACUUCUGCUAAUCCGGGAUACUUGCCAGUUAAUUAAUGUCGCUUGUUUUCAUCGGCCUCCCUCGAGAGAUCAGUGUGAGCAACUUUCUCCCUGUGACGUGUCCGUCGGAGGAAACGCUAGUCGAGGGAGAUGCCGACAUGAUCCGGUUAAACUCUGUUUACCGGUUCUUUCAUCAUUUUUGGUAUCUUUCUGUCAGUUAACUUCGCUAAAAAGAUCACGGUUUGUGAAUGACAGAGGUUGCUGUGCCCCCCCCCCUCCUCCCGCGCACUUUGUUUAUUGGAUUUGGCGAGUAAAACUAAAAUGGGGUCAAGUUUCAACAGGAUCUGAGUGAAAUGAGAGUCAGAGAAACCGAUUCCAACUGAAGCUUUUAACCGUUUUUGGUGAUGGGCUCGGUGACUUCUGCUCUAACAAGGACAAGAAACGCGCAAGUAAAAGUGGGUUCAGAGCCGGAGAACCAUGACUCGGAGAGAAGUCGGUCCGCUCCCGAAUCGGACCGGGCCAGGAAGAGGAGCGCGCGGUUCAACGUCGCGAGCCAACCCGGACGGCAGAGUUCCCGCCAGUCGCUGUCCGAGGUGCUGAGCAGACAAGACUCCGACGGAGGCAAACACACUUCGAAGAAAAAGUCCUCUGAAGGUCAACAGAGCGUGGCAAAUGAAGAUGGGGAGGGCUCCACCAGACCACAAGCCAGUUUUGCGCGCUCAAAGUCCCAGAGUGCUUUGUGGAAUGCCAUCACGGCAGGGAUGGGGAUGAAAGGCAAAGAGCAGAACGCCCCCCUGAAUGACCCACGGAGUCCCGAAGAGAUUCUGGCUGACGAUCUUCCUGCACCAGAUGAACCAGAUGCAACAGAGAAAACAGCCAUCAGGCGCAAGUACAAGAAGACGUCCCAGAGAUUAAGAUGUCUGGUGAAACAACUGGAGAGAGGAGAGGCUUCCCUCACUGACCUCAAGAAAAACCUUGAGUAUGCCGCAUCGGUGCUGGAAUCCGUUUACAUUGAGGAGACAAGGCGUUUGGUAGACACAGAGGAUGAGCUCAGUGACAUCCAGUCAGAGUCAGUGCCCUCAGAGGUGCGGGACUGGCUGGCAUCCACCUUCACCCGCCAGAUGGGCCUUAUGCUGCGACGCAAUGAAGAGAAACCUCGCUUUCGCAGCAUCGUCCACGCCGUCCAGGCUGGUAUAUUUGUUGAGAGGAUGUACCGACGCACCUCCAAUAUGGUGGGACUCAGCUACCCCCCUUCUGUCAUAUCUGUGCUUAAGAAUGUUGACAAGUGGUCGUUUGACGUGUUCGCCUUAAAUGAGGCCAGCGGGGAGCACGCACUCAAGUUCAUAUUCUACGAGUUACUCACAAGAUACGACCUUAUCAGCCGUUUCAAGAUCCCAAUCUCUGCGGUGGUGUCAUUCGUGGAGGCCCUAGAAGUCGGAUACAGCAAACAUAAAAACCCCUACCACAACCUGAUGCAUGCUGCUGAUGUCACACAGACUGUCCACUACUUGCUACUUAAGACUGGCAUGGUGCAUUGGUUGACUGAGCUUGAGAUCUUUGCCAUGAUCUUUGCGGCGGCUGUGCACGACUACGAGCACACGGGGACCACAAACAACUUCCACAUUCAGACAAGGUCGGACACAGCUAUCCUGUACAAUGACCGCUCAGUGUUGGAGAGUCACCACGUCAGCGCAGCCUACCGCCUACUGCAGGACGACGACGAGAUGAACAUCCUAUACAACCUCUCCAAGGAUGACUGGAGAGAGCUGCGGGCUCUGGUGGUGGAGAUGGUGCUGGCGACAGAUAUGUCUUGCCACUUUCAGCAGGUUAAGGCCAUGAAGAACUUCCUACAACAACCUGAGGGCAUUGACAAGCCCAAAGCCCUGUCCCUGCUGCUGCACACAGCAGACAUCAGCCACCCUGCCAAAAGCUGGGACCUCCACCACCGCUGGACUACCUCCCUACUGGAGGAAUUCUUCAGACAGGGGGACAAAGAAGCAGAGCUUGGCUUGCCGUUCUCUCCACUCUGCGACCGAAAGUCCACAAUGGUGGCACAGUCCCAGAUCGGGUUCAUAGACUUCAUCGUGGUGCCCACCUUCACUGUGCUGACGGACAUGAUGGAACGUAUCAUCAAGCCGCUCAUCGACGAGGCCUCCCAUUCAGGUUUUGCCGGCAUUAGACGCUCAAGUCUGAACAGCAUUAGCUCCGAUGAGGCCAAAAGGUACAGUGUGAAGAGCAUGGGGUCCGACAGCAGCUCGUCGGGGCAAGGCUCUCUGCCGAUGGUGGACCUAAAGAACUUCAAGGCGUUGUGGAAUGAAGAGGUUUAUCAAAACAGAGAGAGGUGGAAGGCACAGGCCGGUAAAGAGGCUGAGGAGAGAGCUAAAAAGGAAGCUGAGGAGCGAGCCCAGCAGGAAGAGGCUAUGGAGCCCCAGGACGUCCACACAGAAUCAGAACAGCCUGAACCAAAGGAGGACCAAUUGAAGGGGGAGGCACCCGAGUCAGAGGAGGCCAGCAGACCACCAGAUGGUAACACAGAGGACACAGAGCAGGAAGCACAGCCUGGGAGCGCCACACUCAAGAAUCCUCCACUGCAGAACGGAGAGCUGUCUGAAGGGGCUGAAUCUCCAGAGGGUGACGAAAACAACAAAAACAAAGGAGUCGAUGCAGAGGUAGAGAUGGAGUAAGUGAGCUGUGGAGAAUCACUGCCACACUGUUAACAUCUUAGCUGCUGUCGACCUCAUCCUGCAUUUAUGGGAGAAAUCAGACUCAUGACAGAGGGAAGGCCAUUAGUUGGACUGUGUCGCCCUCUACAGGACACAAAGUAACUCACACCUUCACUUCCUAUUUGUCUCAACGAUCUACUGUUUUAACCAUGUUUAUACUCCCACGCUCUUGUAUGCAGAGCUUUUGGCUCUACCCACGUGCAUUAUUCCUCCCUUCCUGCUUACCGAUAAAGAUGAUACACAAGAAGAUUUAAUGACCUUAAGAUAAUGGCAGCGCCGCUGGGGACGAGGAGAGGCUUUAGGAAGACUGCCACUGACAAUGUUACUUUUUUCUGUUUGCCAAUAAUGUUUUGCUUUGCUCAAGGUUGUGUGUUUAAAUCAGCCACAGACACGCAGCCAUUGUACAUGUCCCACUUUUCACUGUUGUGUGAUGCUUCUCUGUCAACACAAGUCUGGUUUAAAAAAAAAGGAGUUUAUUCAGAGACAAAGUUUGUGUCACAGCACUUUACUUGACUGAAUAAUGCAGAAUAGAUGUACAUUAAGAGGGACUUAGUAACUGCUACACAGUAUGUAUAUGUAUGUGUGAGUAUGUGUACAGUACACUGGGGUAAAUUCGCAGUCUAUAGCACUACUAUUUUACUAGAAAGUACACACAAAUACACACUAUCUAGAAAACUUAACUCCUGUUGGAAGUCUCUUAUGUUUGUUGAAGCUACUACGAAAAAACUGUUUACCACCAGUUGUGGCUAAUGUUUUCCCCCUUGUUUACUUUCUUAGUGCUUUCCUCAGACAUCGUGCAAUUCAAACAGUUUCCUUGCAGCCAGGUUUAUAUUGUUUUUUUUGUGUUUUUUUGUCCUCUUUAAUGUACAUAUUGAAAGUUUGUAUAUGUAUGGAUCUGAGAAGCAAAAGAAAUCCUAUGAAUCCAGCAACGGAUAUUAUUUUGGAUAUAAUGUAAGAUAUGUAGUGAAAAAUGUUCAAGAAUUAGAAUGCAACUUUUACAUUUCAAACAUAUCACACACACAUGAAUGCAUUCAAGUUUUUGUAAUAUAUAAACAAUCUUUUCUUAUUUGUUUUGCAUCUGUUAUGUCCUGUAUGAAUCAUGCACUAGAUGUGUGUAAAAUUCUCACACUGUAAGUCAUUUCUUUGUCAAAAGACUUCUUCUCGAUGCCUUCUUAUAUGUAUUUAAGCUGUAGCAAAAAGUCAACAUUGUCGCUGAAUUAGAGAAAAAACGUGUAUGUGUAUGUUAUUUUAUUUUGCAGUACGGUCAUGUUACAGCAGCUUCAACUAUGAGGUUGUUGGUGUAAUGUUUAAUCAAUGUGUUUACAGUGUGCUCACACACCUAUUAGCCAGUUGAAUCCAUCAUGCUUUUGUGAUGCGUCCGAGGCUAUGAGUCCAAACUGUAUCUGCUUCUUGGUUGUUUGCCAGGUUUUUCAAGCUUGUGAUGUUGUGAAUAGGAGAUGCAAAUAUUGCUUACUGCGCAUAUGUAACAUAUUGAACCCCUGCAAGACUGGUUCAGCUUUUACUCUAUACUUAAGAUGUGUAAUUGGAAGAAAAGCAUUUUGGCAGUAUUUGCAUAAUGAUAUGUUUUCACAAACAUUGUGCACUUUUACUUUAUUUUUCUUUAUGUUUUGGCAUGAAAAUCAUAAAAUUGAUUGUGCCAAGAAUAAGUUCAAGCAUAUUCUAACCUCAAAUUUUAUAGUAUACUGUACAUGUGUAUCCUGCUAAAUAUAGUAUAUAUGGGGUUCAUAAAAGGGAAUAUAAUUUAACACCUAAACAUUUACAUAAAAAAUGCAGGAAUUCUGAUUUCUUUUUUAGCCUCUCUGUUUUAAUACACGCUCCCCAUUUUGAUAUUACAUAGGAACUUUAGUAUCGUGCUGAGAUAUAAAGCAGUUUAUCAUGCUAUGUAACCACGUGCUACUUUCUACCUAGAAAACACAGUCAGUGGUUAGCAAGCCAGCUGGCUGAAUGUGUGCCUAUAUCUGUACUUUCUAUUUGACACCUUUCACCUGUAGGAACCUCAAAUUGUGCGAUGUCAUUUGAAUCUGUGCUGAUCCAGGUGCAGUAAAACAAGCCAGUCAAUAUCUUCCUCCAAUAAUCCACACUAAAGAGUCUUGAGUAAAGACAUUUAGUUUAGAUACUGUUGGAAAGUUUGCCUGUAAAGUCAGCAGUUUGAUGUUGCAGAAGUAUAGUAUUAAUGUAGAUUUUGCUCUUUUUCAUUUAGAAAAAUCUAUUUUAUAGCUGUAUGGCUUUUUUGUUUUACUUACCGUUCACUCCUUUUUUUUUUUUUACUCAGAGGAUGGAUUGUCAAAAAGUACGUUUUCAACAUGUAAUAUUAAUUUUUAAUUUUGUCUUCCCUCUCUGGUAAUAUUUGUCUUGGUGCAUCUGUCUGUUCAAUAUGUGUCUGUUUUAUUCCACCAGCUCUGAAGUCAGAAAAAUUACAGUUGCUCAAAACUGUAGAAUGAAAGUGUAAAAAUCAUAGCAAAUUAGAUUUAUAAGCAGAACAACAACUCAUUGCGCCCUCGAAAUAGCCUCCCUGAUACUUGGUAAAGCAGAAUAAAUUUUCUAUACCAAGGGACCAACACAUGUACAGUCUUGUAGUGUGCUCUGUCUUUCACUUGCUACUGUGAUAGCCUAAUGUAUGAAUAUUUAACAAGACCUACACCAACCAUAAUCAGAAUCAUAGCUGUACUCAUGACAUGUAAAGACUUCUAAACAUGGUGUUUUGUAAUGGUUGCUAUGGAACAGAUUAUUUGUUGUUUGUUUAAUGCUUUCUUUCCUUGUUUAGUCUGAAUCACUCUGUAAUGACUGAUCCCAAACUGUUGUAGUGACUGAGGUUAGACGGAUGUAAAGCCUGUUUGUGUGUGAGAAACUGCCGAAAAAUACUUAAUGUGCAUUUCUGAUCUCUUCACUGUGACCUGCUCUAUCGAUGAGAGUGUGAUGAGGUGUGUGUGUGUGUGUGUGUGUGUGUGUGUGAUGGAGAGAGAAAGAUAAACAGAAAGUGAUACGGUGGACUGUAUAAAGCUGGCAACCAACUCUCACCACCAAAAACAUUAUCAAGAAAAUACACUUUAAAAAUCUCAUUCUGUUUUAUAUACUCCAUCAGGCUGAUACAACUGAAUAAGUUUACAUAUAUAAAACAGUAAUAGAAAUAUUAUGAAGGUCAAAUUAUAGACUGUUAUCUGCCUAAAAAGUGGGUGAUACAAUUAAAAACAAGGCGGGUAGUCAAACUAGGUACAGUAGUAAACCACCUCAGGUUUAAUCUCCCCUACAUCCCUGAAUAGACAGAAGGACUAAGAGAGUGUGUGUGCGUAUGCAUGUAUGUGCAUGUGUGUGUGUCACUGUCCCAUGCCGGCCAGGCGGCCGCGUUUGCCACCAUGCUCUGUGACUGCACAGCCGUAUCAAUAAAUCUGGACUCAAAGGGCUCA
Molecule: messenger RNA, 6146 nt
Organism: Micropterus salmoides (largemouth bass)
Lineage: Eukaryota; Metazoa; Chordata; Actinopteri; Centrarchiformes; Centrarchidae
Gene: pde1cb
Product: phosphodiesterase 1C, calmodulin-dependent b
Exons: 19
Coding region: 403-2682 (759 amino acids)
Biological process (GO): signal transduction
Molecular function (GO): 3',5'-cyclic-nucleotide phosphodiesterase activity
Source: RefSeq, a predicted model, not a curated record